AGCUGCCAGGGUGCCGUGGUGCGGGCAGCACAGGCCCCAAGUGCCCACAAGGGUCGUGAUGCGGGCUCCUGGGCUCCUGGCCCAUCUGUCUGAGUGUGUACGUUGUUCCUGCUUCAGGUACUCGCGGCCCCCAAAGUCUUGCCUCCUCCGCAGAGUGGGACCGCUGGGCCCCUUCUUGGGAGUCAGGGCAGUGGGUGUCUGGUAACGUUGGGGUAUAGGGGUCUCACCCAGCAGCCUGCACAGACAGCCCCCCUACGUGCCAUGGGUUCCCGUCAGGGAGUGGCCUGCCCGGUCCCUCAGCAGGGCGGCCCCAGAGUCCCCGACAGGGGAGUGCCAGACGGGAGCGCGGGCAGCCUGGCCCCCCGCGCUGGACCGCAGCUUCCGGGUUCUGCGGCAGCUCUGUGCACCUGUCCUCCAUGGGCCCCUUGUCCCUGCACGGGGCAGGGGCCGAGCACUUGGCUGCUGGGGCUCCAUCACACGUGACGGGGUGACUUCAUCUCCCCAAACUUGCCUCCUCUGUGAUGCAAUUCCAGGGUCUCUGAUGCUGCCUCGGAGCGACCAAGGCUGUAUCCCCCUUCCUGGUCCGAGCACGGACAGCCAGCCCCUGCCUGGCACACCUGUUCCUUCCAGAAGGAAAAGGGCCCAGAGUCCCUAGUGUGCCGCUGGACACCCAGCCCCCAGCCCUCUGCCUCCCCGUCCCACAGACCCUGAGGGUCCCCACAGGCCAUGCAGCUGUGCCAAGGUGCCUCCAGCAUGGCGGCGGCCGAGGGACCCAGCUACCUCGUGUCCCCGCAGACGGAGAAGCACCGGCGCGCCCGCAACUGGACGGACGCCGAGAUGCGCGGCCUCAUGCUCGUCUGGGAGGAGUUCUUCGACGAGCUGAAGCAGACCAAGCGCAACGCCAAGGUGUACGAGAAGAUGGCCAGCAAGCUGCUGGAGAUGACGGGGGAGCGCCGGCUGGGCGAGGAGAUCAAGAUCAAGAUCACCAACAUGACCUUCCAGUACAGGAAAUUAAAAUGCAUGACAGAUAGCGAGUCCGUCCCGCCCGACUGGCCCUAUUACCUAGCCAUUGAUAGGAUUCUGGCCAAGGUCCCCGAGUCCUGUGAUGGCAAACUGCCCGACAGCCAGCAGCCGGGGCCCUCCACGUCCCAGACCGAGGCGUCCCCGUCGCCGUCUGCUAAGUCCGCCCCUCUGUACUUACCGUAUAACCAGUGCUCCUACGAAGGCCGCUCCCAGGACGACCGCUCCGACACCUCCUCCAGCUUACUGUCCCUUAAGUUCAGGUCGGACGCACGGCCCGGGAAGAAGCGCAAGGUGCAGAGCCACCACCUGCAGAGGAAGAAGCUGCGGCUGCUGGAGGCCAUGCUGGAGGAGCAGCGCAGGCUGGGCCGCGCCCUGGAGGACGCGUGCCAGGAGGUGCGCCGCGUGCUGGACCGCCAGAACCUGCUGCAGGUGCAGGGCCUGCAGCUGCAGGAGCGCAUGAUGAGCCUGCUGGAGAAGAUGGUCGCCAGGCCCAACGUCUAGGCCGCCGCGCCGGGCCCACCCCGCGCAAGAGCCGCCGGCCCGUCCACCCGUGCGGUCACUGUCCGCGGUCCUUGAACGGCUUUAGGUCUUAAACCUGUGGUUUCUCGUUCCUCCCGGAAGUCACUCCCCAGCUCAGAGGGAGCGCGCCAGGCCGGUCGGUUCCAAAGCCAGAAGCAGAUGGAAACGGGGUUAGUGGCGGGUCCGUGCCCGUGACAGAAACUCUCAGAGGGGGCCGGCUGUCCUCGCCCUCACCGGGGUCCGCUGCGUGCUUCCUGAGAUGAGCUGGCAGCGGAGCCGACCCCACAGAGCCGCUGCCUCCCACGGCCGCCCUCUCCCGGGGCGCUGGGCCUCCCCGCGGGGACGCCUCCGAGGCAACGCCGGCCAUCCACACCGCUCAACGCGCACCAGGCCCAGGGACGCCGUGCCGACGGGCCGGGCCGGGCCUCAGGCACUCGCACUCCAGCCAGAGAGGCAGACGAGUGACGAGGGAAAUGACCUGAUCGCAGACUGUGGUCAGCGCUGGACGGGAAGGGCCGGCCCCGAGCGUGGGGAAGGCCGAGAACGCACAGCCAGCAGAAGCAGCCAGAUUCCAGCAGCCCCAGACAGCACGGCCCGGCCUCGGAGGCUUGGGGAGCUGCUGGGUGCUGUGCUGGCUGUGGCACUCUGGGCCCGGGCCCGCGGCGUGGGGACAAGGUCCGGGCUGGUGACAGAGUGGCGGAGUGCAGAGCUGCUAGGUAGAGCUCACCUCCCUGCCUCUGCCCUUUCACCAGCAGGAAAACCUGUCCAGACGCUUCUCUGCCGAACUGCUCCUAGUCUUGUUGGCCGCUUGGGCGUCCGGUCCCUGGCUGCACAGGGUGCUCUGCACAGGACCAUCUGCGUCCCCCUGGGACCAGCAUGUCGCUGCCCUCCCAGCAGGGCUCUGAGGAGACGUGGCAGGGGCCAGAAGACCCCCUCCUGGCUGCUCCUGGGCAAAGGUCCUGCCGGGAGACCUUCACCGUCAUUUUGGUCACUUCCAGCCCCGCUGCGGGGAGGGGGAGGCUGGGUCUGCCGCGGAGCCCAGAGGGCAGGGCCACCUCGGGGACCACUCCCGCGCGGUGGGCUGGCACCCUACUGUUCUGGGGCUGAAGGCCGCGGCUCGUCUGGCGCACGUGAACAGGCGGCUCUGCUAAAGUGCAGACCUGGCCCGUACCCACGGUGUCUGUGUUCCCGCCAAGGCCAGCUGGGCCGCCGGCAUGACGGCCCCGGACCCCGUGGGGAAGACCCGCCCGGAGCAGGCCCCAGCGCCCCGCGGCAGAGGGGGACCUGGGGGGGCCUGCCCACGGGAGCGCAGCCGCCUCUGAGGCGAGAUCCCACGAGAACUCAGCUGUUCCGCCGACACGGAGGACGGAACCCCGUCGGAGCGGCCGUGCCAGAGGUGGCCCCAGAGUCGGGCGGGAGACCCC
Suricata suricatta (meerkat) is the source of this 2966-nucleotide messenger RNA. It is a transcript of the gene MSANTD1, whose product is annotated as Myb/SANT DNA binding domain containing 1. Bases 727 to 1524 code for a protein of 265 amino acids. The record is from RefSeq and is a predicted model, not a curated record. Gene Ontology annotation, cellular component: nuclear body. The transcript has 5 exons. NCBI's taxonomy places the organism in Eukaryota, Metazoa, Chordata, Mammalia, Carnivora, Herpestidae. Gene Ontology annotation, biological process: positive regulation of DNA-templated transcription.